Messenger RNA from Eucalyptus grandis, 1708 nucleotides. RefSeq lists its product as uncharacterized. NCBI's taxonomy places the organism in Eukaryota, Viridiplantae, Streptophyta, Magnoliopsida, Myrtales, Myrtaceae. The record is from RefSeq and is a predicted model, not a curated record. The transcript has 7 exons. Gene Ontology annotation, molecular function: zinc ion binding. Bases 292 to 1263 code for a protein of 323 amino acids.
UUCCUUUUCAACCGUGUCCUUCUCUCUCUCUCUGCAACUCCUCUCUCUCUCUCUCGCGCUUGCGGAAAUGGAGGCAAUGGAGAUUCACAGGAGCAACCGCGACGAACAGUGGUAGCCCCCCCAAAAAAAAGGCAGAUUCCCGAAGUGAGGAGGGAGAGAUGGAAUCCUUCUCCUAGGGUUCCUCCACCUUCCUCCUGAAUGCUCCCCCUUCCCCCUCCCCUCCCUCUUAAAGCCCUAGAAAUUCCCCACUAACCUCCCCUUCCUUCCUUCCUUCCUUCUCGCUCGACCCCGAUGGCCGCCGAUCGCGCGGAGUCCUCCGCCCUCAUCGCUCCCACGCCGCUGCGCGAGCCGAGCGAGGUCGACCUCGAGGCCGGCCCCGGGGAGCAGAUUCAGUGCCGGAUUUGCCUCGAGACCGACGGCAGAGAUUUUAUUGCUCCUUGCAAGUGUAAAGGGACGUCGAAAUAUGUUCACCGUGAAUGUUUGGAUCACUGGCGAGCAGUUCGGGAAGGGUUUGCAUUUGCUCAUUGCACCACUUGCAAGGCCCCCUAUCAUUUGAGAGUUCAUGUUGUAGCUGAUCGAAAGUGGCGGACUUUGAAAUUUCGGUUCUUUGUUACUAGAGACAUCAUAUUUAUUUUUCUGGCUGUCCAGCUUGUGAUCACUUCUCUAGCAUACUUGGUGUAUUUGAUGGAUGGCUACCAGCAGUUCUGGCUUCGGCAUGCAUGGGGUUUUGAUACUGGAGUGAGCUUCUACUACAUUUGUGGAGCAUUAUUAUUCUUUGCUUUGCUGGGGUUGUCUGGGUGCUUCAUCACUUGCUACGACCGGAGAGUGCGAAAUGAUUUGGCUCAGCCUUGUCGAGAACUCUGUCUAUGUUGCUGUCAUCCUGGGAUUUGUGCAGAUUGCCAUUUACCUGGCACUCUCUGUAUGUGGACUGAUUGUACCACAUGUUUUGAGAGCUGUGCAAGUUCAGCAGCUGAGUGUGGAUGUUUAGGAGGUGCUGGUGAAGCGGGGUUACCUCUGUUGUUUAUUAUGGCUCUGGUUAUUCUUGGACUGUUUACUGUGAUUGGCAUAUUCUACAGUGUUUUAGUUGCCACAAUGGUUGGACAGCGGAUAUGGCAAAGGCAUUAUCACAUACUUGCCAAAAGGAUGCUAACUAAAGAAUAUGUGGUAGAAGACGUUGAUGGUGAGAUGACAGGAUCUGAUUGGUCUCCCCCACCUCUCCCUCCCGAGCACGUUCAGCAACUGAAAACGCUUGGCCUCCUCUAGUAGUGGAGUCAUUAUACAGUUCAUGAGAAUAACCAAUACGAUUCUAAUAACCCUCUCUGUAUCAUUGCCUUUGUAUGUGGUAAAUCCCCGAAGGAGGAGAUUGGCCAAAUCCCUCUUCAGAGCCCAACCAUGAAGAGACUAAAUGUUACAAUGCUCUAGUGUUUUCACUUACUAGUUCCGGGCACCUACCUUUUCCGUUGAGAUUUACUGCAAUAUGAGAUGCAUAAGACCAGAUCCAAAUAUUGUAAAUGAAGUCGCUGUUGACGGCUGUAGUACCAAAGCUUCCUUUCCUGAGCAGAAAUGAAGCCUAUAGAUUUACAAAAGCUAGUAAAUUUCACAUGAAUUUCAUCCUUGGUAACACUUUCCGGUAUGUUUUUGUAUCUUUGUAUUGCAUUUUAUCUAUUGUCACUACCGGUCAUUGUCCAAAUAAAUACUUCAGGGUGAA